This is a messenger RNA of Penicillium psychrosexuale, 618 nucleotides long. RefSeq lists its product as uncharacterized. The coding region runs from base 1 to 618 and encodes 205 amino acids. The transcript has a single exon. The record is from RefSeq and is a predicted model, not a curated record. NCBI's taxonomy places the organism in Eukaryota, Fungi, Ascomycota, Eurotiomycetes, Eurotiales, Aspergillaceae.
AUGCGUGGCCUACUUCUACCCCAGUUAGAAACCGUCGUCUCCCGCAUUGCCCAAUGUCUAGAUCUAUUGCAAAUUGACUACGCGCUCAUGGGAGGUGCCGCGGUAUGUUUCAUGGCACCACAUCCCAGCCGGCGGAUAACUGCAGAUCUUCUUACACAGCGAUUGCUGAACGCUUUCCCUGCUGAUUUUGGACCGGUCAACCAAUUCGGACAUGUGAUCCCGGCAUUCAGACUACGUUCCCCAAGCGGCACCAUUCAGCUUAUCGAGUUGGAGGUUUUCGAUCACGCUAGCUGGCCACAAAGGCCGCAGUAUAAUAUUCAGACGGCGACACGUGUGACCAGGACUAUCAACGGAUAUCCCGUGAAGAUCUUCGGAGCUGAAUGGCUUACGCGAGAGAAGAUCUUAUCCCAGUACCAGCGACAGGGUCCAAAGCAUUUGACCGAUAUCGAAGACAUUGCGCGGUUGGUUAGAUAUUGUGUACCCAACAGACCAGAACUCAAUUUUGACCAAGACGCGCAAUUGCAACUUGCCUUAGCAAGCCUUCUGAGGGAACGCCCCCGUCUCCACAGCAGCCUUCGCCGAAGCAUCAAAUGCAAUUCAGUCUUCAGUAAUUGGUAA